GUCACUUGUGAAACUUCUCACAUUUUAUUUAACCUGCAAGUGACAACAACAAUUUUCGGUGGUAAAUUUAAUCUGAAAAUGCGAUUUAAACUAGUGAACGAUGCGCCCGAAUAAUUCUAUCACCUCAUCAACGAUGAAUUUCAAUGCUGAAUACAUGGAUUUCGAAAGGGAUCGCUACCCAUUUUGCAUAGUCUGGACCCCAAUUCCCCUUUUAACAUGGAUCUGUCCUAUAAUAGGGCAUAUGGGGAUAGCGAUGUCUUCAGGAAUAAUACGGGACUUUGCAGGACCAUAUGUGGUAUCAGAAGACAGCAUGGCGUUCGGUCGGCCCACCAAAUAUUGGAAAUUGAAUGCGAACGCUGCAAGAGGAGGUGCUGCAGGCUGGGAUUCGGCAGUAUCGGAAGCUUCGGACAUAUACAAGACCAGAAUGCAUAACUUAUGUUGCGACAAUUGCCAUUCGCAUGUGGCCACCGCUUUAAACUUGAUGCACUAUCAAAACUCCUAUAGCUGGAACAUGGUCAAACUGGCACUGCUCAUGGCGUGGCAUGCACAAUACGUGUCCCUCUUUGCAUAUUUAAAGACUUGGUUACCGUUUUUCCUCUUAAUUAUUUGUGUAGUUUUGUUAACCCUUUAUGCAUAGGAAACGAUAGUAUAUUACAGUGUGUACAA
Molecule: messenger RNA, 666 nt
Organism: Dendroctonus ponderosae (mountain pine beetle)
Lineage: Eukaryota; Metazoa; Arthropoda; Insecta; Coleoptera; Curculionidae
Product: transmembrane protein 222
Exons: 2
Coding region: 101-637 (178 amino acids)
Source: RefSeq, a predicted model, not a curated record